Molecule: messenger RNA, 2001 nt
Organism: Drosophila ananassae
Lineage: Eukaryota; Metazoa; Arthropoda; Insecta; Diptera; Drosophilidae
Exons: 5
Coding region: 1-2001 (666 amino acids)
Source: RefSeq, a predicted model, not a curated record
AUGCAGCAGCUACAGCAACUUCAACAACAGCAUCAACACCAGCAACCGCAGCUACAACAACAAACACCUAGUGUAGCCAAUAAUACCAUUGUUGACGACCCGAUGACUGGUGUUGAUGGCCCCGUUGGCAAUAUAGAUGGCGCCAAUGUCAAUCCCAUCUCUGUGCCAACUCUCAACGCCACUCCUACUGUACCGUCACCCUCCUCUGCUGUAGCCCGUCCUGUUGCCCCCGCCGUUUCCUUGGCCCUGGUUCCUUCCUCUACUUCGACCAAUUCUACCAGCCAGACUAAUGUUAGGCAGCAAAGUAAACAGCACCAGCGCCAGCAACGUCAUCAAUGGCAACACCAGCACCAGCAUCAUCAGCGUCAGUACAGACGUCAGCCAGGGCGACAGCAGCCCCCACAGAGGACAGGUAGCCUCAACUAUUGGCAGCCACUGCAGACUUAUGACAGGAACUCUAAUGGCCAGGCCAACUCUAGAAGUAGUCAGAAUCCCAGCCAGCAGCAACAGGAACAGCCUCAAAAUAGGAUUGUCAGGAAUCCCUUUAGAAGAAAUCAACCUAACAACUCCAAUGCCUUUGGCUUAGCUAGCCGACCAAAAAACCCCGCUGAGGCUCACUUGUCCCGAUUCCAGGCUAAACUUAGGGCCGAGCGAACCGGAAACUUGGCUUACGCUCGUCAGCAGCGCUCUCCUACUCAGGUCACUCCUAAUGCUAAUCGUGGCCAGAGCCAGAGCCUUAGCCAGCAGAAGGGCAAUUAUGUGGAAGUCCAAAACAGCCAGGUGAACAAAAUUCAGCAGAAUUAUGCCCAGCUCCUGAAGCUGCACAUUAGGACUCAGGCCAGACUAGAUAACUACAACAGGGAUAGAAAGUUGAAUCUGGAAAUGCAGCAGCUACAGCAACUUCAACAACAGCAUCAACACCAGCAACCGCAGCUACAACAACAAACACCUAGUGUAGCCAAUAAUACCAUUGUUGACGACCCGAUGACUGGUGUUGAUGGCCCCGUUGGCAAUAUAGAUGGCGCCAAUGUCAAUCCCAUCUCUGUGCCAACUCUCAACGCCACUCCUACUGUACCGUCACCCUCCUCUGCUGUAGCCCGUCCUGUUGCCCCCGCCGUUUCCUUGGCCAUGGUUCCUUCCUCUACUUCGACCAAUUCUACCAGCCAGACUAAUGUUAGGCAGCAAAGUAAACAGCACCAGCGCCAGCAACGUCAUCAAUGGCAACACCAGCACCAGCAACAUCAGCGUCAGCACAGACGUCAGCCAGGGCGACAACAGCCCCCACAGAGGACAGGCAGCCUCAACUAUUGGCAGCCGCUGCAGACUUAUGACAGGAACUCUAAUGGCCAGGCCAACUCUAGAAGUAGUCAGAAUCCCAGCCAGCAGCAACAGGAACAGCCUCAAAAUAGGAUUGUCAGGAAUCCCUUUAGAAGAAGUCAACCUAACAACUCCAAUGCCUAUGGCUUAGCUAGCCGAGCAAAAAACCCUGCUGAGGCUCACUUGUCCCGAUUCCAGGCUAAACUUAGGGCUGAGCGAACUGGAAACUUGGCUUACGUUCGUCAGCAGCGCUCUUCUACUCAGGUCACUCCUAAUGCUAAUCGUGGCCAGAGUCAGAGCCUCAGCCAGCAGAAGGGCAACUAUGUGGAAGUCCAAAAUAGCCAGGUGAACAAAAUUCAGCAGAAUUAUGCGCAGCUCCUGAAGCUGCACAUUAGGACUCAGGCCAGACUAGAUAAAGAGAGUCUCACCAACACAGUCGUGUUGUGUAGUUGGUCGAGUGCGGACGUGCCUUGCGCCCCACUCUCAGUCUCAGUCAGUCAGUCAGAUCGUCGUGUUGAUCAGUUGGUCGAGUGCGGACGUGCCUGCGCCCACUCUCAGUCUCAGUCAGUCAGUCAGAUCGUCGUGUUGAUCAGUUGGUCGAGUGCGGACGUGCCUGCGCCCACUCUCAGUGUCAGCCUUAGUGUCAGUUUCAGUCCCAGUGUCAGUUGGCCGGUCGAGGGCUAA